This is a messenger RNA of Ipomoea nil (Japanese morning glory), 2208 nucleotides long. Its product is annotated as LEAF RUST 10 DISEASE-RESISTANCE LOCUS RECEPTOR-LIKE PROTEIN KINASE-like 2.1. Gene Ontology annotation, biological process: protein phosphorylation. The transcript has 3 exons. NCBI's taxonomy places the organism in Eukaryota, Viridiplantae, Streptophyta, Magnoliopsida, Solanales, Convolvulaceae. The coding region runs from base 80 to 2128 and encodes 682 amino acids. Gene Ontology annotation, molecular function: ATP binding; protein kinase activity; polysaccharide binding. The record is from RefSeq and is a predicted model, not a curated record.
UUAUGUGGCCGGGGAAAACAACUAAGCCGGCCUUCGUUCCUUUCCUAAACCGAACCUCCAAUCCGAUCCCCUCAACAAAAUGCUUGGAAUUGCCUUGAGAUCAAAAUACCUAAUUCUCAUACCAUUCCUCAUAUCUAUACUUGUGGUCUCGUCCAUCGUAUGCAUACUUGUUUUCCAUUUCACAAGGCAUUCCAGUACCCGCUGCAACCCUUCUUCCUGCGGGAGCAUCCGCAAUAUUAGCUCCCCUUUUCGCCUAAAUACCGAUCCUCAAAAUUGUGGCAAUCCCGAUUACCAGUUAACCUGUGAUGAGCAAAACCGAACAGUGUUAACUUUAAAGUCCCAGAAAUACUAUGUCCAAUCCAUCAAUUACGGAAACUACACUGUCCGUGUGGUUGAUCCUGGUGUACAACAAAACAACAUCUGCUCCUUUCCACGAUAUGCUUUAGCUCACUACACUUUUUUAAGAUACUAUGACAGUUAUCCAUAUGGCAUCGCCACACCUGACAAGAUGACACCAGAUGGCGGCUGGCUAGACUCAACUUUAAUUACUGUACCAAUUAUUUUCUGGAGGUGUCCGUUCCCAAUGAAGUCUUCUGCUUUUGUAGAAACCAGUAAAGAGUGUUGGAAUGAAAGCAGUACUAAAGAUUCAUCUGGGCCUGGGGGCUAUGCUUAUGCUAAGCUAGGCUCUCUCAUUGCAUCGGAUUUAAGAAUUUCAUGCCGGGUUGAGCUCAUAACUAUGACUUCAUCUUUGCGAAUUCAAGAGAAUAAGAAUGUAAGUAGAAGUCUAUUGGAAAUCCAUGAUGCUUUGAUGUAUGGAUUUGAGCUAUCCUGGUUCCUGGCUAUUUGUAAACAGCAUUGCGGGAGUAGAGGCGGGUGUUACCUUGACUUCAAAAAUGAGAUUAGCUGCUACGGAUACUUCUAUGAUAUAUUAAUGUGGAAAAUACAGCUUGUUCUUACGUAUGCCGCCAUACUUGCGGCUAUAAUAAUCUUCGGAACAAAGAUUAUAAUUGGAUUUCCAUGCGCAAUUGUGUUUCUAAUUAUCAAAUACCGCAGAAGGCAUCUAUCAGUGUUCGAACCAAUCGAAAAUUUCCUUAACGCCGACAACAAUCUGUUCCCCAUCAGGUACUCCUACAAACACAUCAAGAAUAUGACCAAAGCCUUCAAGGAGAAGUUGGGAGAAGGGGGUUUCGGUUCUGUUUACAAAGGCAAACUUCGAAGUGGCCGCGAUGUUGCAGUGAAGAUAAUAAGCAAGCCCAACUCUAACGGCCAAGAUUUCAUUAAUGAAGUUGCUUCCAUGGGAAGGAUUCAUCAUGUCAACAUUGUUAGACUUGUUGGAUAUUGUGCACAGAAUGCUAAGCGUGCUCUUGUAUAUGACUUCAUGUCUAACGGAUCCCUUGACAAAUACAUUAACGAGGGAGCUGAUGCAAGUUUGUUGAAUUGGCAAAGGAAGUUUGAAAUUGCAGUGGGAGUAGCUCGUGGGAUUGAUUACUUGCACCGAGGAUGUGACAUCCAAAUUCUACAUUUUGACAUCAAACCACACAAUAUACUUCUAGAUGAGAAUUUCAUUCCAAAAAUCUCUGAUUUUGGUCUCGCAAAACUAUUUCCUACAUAUAAAAGCAUUGUAACGCUUACUACAGCCCGUGGAACAAUUGGGUAUGUGGCGCCAGAGUUGAUCAACAGAAGCAUUGGAGCCGUUUCACACAAGGCGGAUGUUUAUAGCUUCGGAAUGCUACUGAUGGAAAUGUUAGGCCUAAAGAAGGUCCCAGUUACCAGGCAAGAUGAGUCGAGUCAAUACUUCCCGUUUUGGAUUUACAAUGAUAUCAACAAGGGCAAGGCAAUUGAGAUGGGAGAAGAAGAUGAGGAUGAGAAGAGAAUUACAAAGAAGAUGACCAUAGUUGGGCUUUGGUGCAUCCAAACCAGUCCAAUUCCGAGGCCUUCAAUGAGUAGGGUGGUUGAAAUGCUUGAAGGAGAUGUUGAGCUGUUGCAAAUGCCAACUGAUGAUACUUUCCUUUGGGAGCCAGUUAUAGAAGUGGAUCAAGAACAGACUUCCAUGCCACAUUCAUCGGAAUCCAUAGCAUUUUUGCCCAAUUCUGUUAAUUCCGACAGCAUUGCUAUAAUUCUAGAUUAAAGUGUAAUUUAUUACUUUGGCGCAGUGUGUAAUUAAUUAGAUUCUAUGUGGCAUUAUUGCGUUCAACGUACCAUACCCCA